AUGCGUUCCUCUCUCGUUCUGCUCGCCGGUCUGGCGGGCUCGGCUCUCGCUUACCCUACCGAUAUGGCCGUUGAGCGCCGUACUUUCGGUCUCCUCGCUGAGAUCCUCGGCGGUGUUUCCGAUCUCACCGUCGACGUGACAUCCAUUCUAGGUGCUGUCCUCGGUGGCGGACACCACAGCCACUCUUCUUCCCUCCUUGCUGGUCUCGGAGCCGAGGGUGCUGCCGCUCUUCAGGGUGGUGCCUUGGGUUGCAAGGCUGGUGUCAUUCACGCCGAGGCCCGUGCUGCCCUGAAGGUCUGGCUGCACCUCCACGCCAACCUCGAGGCUUCUUUGAAAACUUCCCUGAUCUCCUGGUGUGAGGGUGACGAUGAGCUCGUCCUCUCCGCUGAUGUCUUGGCUGCUCUUGCCGUGUACAUCCCAUCGUGCGCCGAUAUCGCCGCCAAGGGUCAGCUCUACGUUACCAUUGAUGGUAUCUUCGGUGCCUCCUCCCUCGAGUCUGCUCUCGUCCUGAGUGCGUCCCUGCAGUCCUCUCUUUCUGCUUGGAUUGAGGCCGCUGUUGGCCUUGAUGUUGACGUCAAGGCCGGUCUCAAUGCCUGCGCUGCUGGUGGCGUUGUCACUAGUCUGACUGCUGAUGUCAAGGCUAGCCUCCUCGCCUGGAUCAACGGUUCCAACUGUGAUCUCAGCGCUGAGCUCAAGGUCUCCGUUCUGGCCUGGAUCAACGGCCACCAUGGCCACGGUCUCGUUGAGAUCGGUGCCCUUGGUGAGGCUGCUCUCUCUACCAUCUCUGUCGGUGCUUCCGUCGGCGUUCACGUCGAGGAGUCCGGUAUUCUCUCCGUUGGAGGCCAGGCCUCCCUCGCUGCCUUCCUCGGUGCCGACGUCUCUGCCGACCUCAGUGCCGAUGUCCAGCUCGCUCUCGAGGCCUGUGCUAAGGGCAAGCUCGCCACUGCUGUUGAUCUCGACAUUCGUACCAAGCUCGCUAUCUGGCUCUCCGGCUCCGACUGCUCGCUCGGUGUCGAACUCAAGGCCGUCGUUCUCUUCUGGCUGUCCUUCGGUGUUGAUGCCUCCGUCUCCGUUGACCUCGUCAGCGGUGUCCUAUCUGAUGUGACUGGUCUCCUCACCGAGCUCCUCUCCAGCCUCAGCGUCGACCUCCGUGCUGCCCUCUCCGUCAUCCUUUCCGGUGGCAGCCUCGAGUCUAUCUCCCUGUCUGCUCGCGCUGAGCUCGCUGCCUUCCUCGGUGGUUGCACUGGCCUUGAGAUUGACGUCAACAUCCAGCUCAUCAUCAUCGAGUGGUUCACUGGUUGCUCCAUUCCCGGUGCUCCAUCCGGCAUCAAGUCGUCUUCGGUCCCCAGCCUGCCUUCCAGCACCCCGUACGUUUCCAGCACUGGUGUCCCCUCCGCCCCCGGCGCCAGCGUCUCUGUCUCCAUCCCUAGUGGCCCUGCUCCCUCCGGAUCUUCUCCCUCCGGUGGUGCUUCCGGCUCUGCUCCCUCUGGUGUCAGCCCAACUGGUUCCGUCCCCAGCGGCCCCGGCGCUAGCGUCUCUGUCUCUGUCCCUGCCGGCCCUGCUCCCAGUGGCUCUUCUCCUUCCGGUCCUGAAACCACCCCCUGUGACACUCUCACCGGCGUUGAUGUUUCCAGCACUGUGAUCCCCGGUGGUUCCUCGCCUUCUGGCUCCGUCCCCAGCGGCCCUGCUCCUUCUGGAUCUUCUCCCUCGGGCCCUGCUCCCUCUGGCUCCGUCCCCGGCGGCCCUGCUCCCAGCGGCUCUUCCCCUUCCGGCCCUGAGACCACCCCCUGUGAGACCCUCACCGGCGUUGACGUUUCCAGCACUGUGAUUCCCGGUAUGCCCGCUCCCUCCGGUGGUGCCUCUGGUCCCGCUCCCUCUGGUCCUGCCCCUACCGAUGGUGCCUCCGGUCCUUCUCCCUCUGGUGUCAGCCCUACCGGCACUCCCGUUGCCCCCGGUGCCGGUGAGAGCACCACCCCCUGUGACACCCUGACCAGCGAAGAGAUCUCCAGCACCGUCAUCCCCGGCAUGCCCGCUCCCUCCGGUGGUGCUUCCGGCCCCGCUCCCUCCAACUCCGACGUCAGCCCUACCGGCACUCCUGUCCCCAGCGGCCCUGCUGCCUCCGGUCCCAGCGGUACCCCUGUUGCCCCCGGUGCUGGCGAGACCACCACCCCCUGUGACACCCUGACCAGCGGAGAGAUCUCCAGCACCGUCAUCCCCGGCAUGCCCGUUCCCUCCGGUGGUGCUUCCGGCCCCGCUCCCUCCAACUCCGACGUCAGCCCUACCGGCACUGCCGUCGUCCCCAGCGGACCCGCUGCCACCGGCGGCUCAUGGACCGAGAGCUGGGCUUACACCCAGACCAAGGAGACCACCAUCUCCGCCACUGUUCCUUGCGAGACUGGCUCUGGCAGCGUCCCUACCAUUACCGCCCCGGCCGUGGCCUCUUCCGUCACUACCGUUACCGCUACCGUCACCGCCACCGUUUGUGGCUGCGACGAGUAA
Penicillium canescens is the source of this 2499-nucleotide messenger RNA. Its product is annotated as putative cell wall protein. NCBI's taxonomy places the organism in Eukaryota, Fungi, Ascomycota, Eurotiomycetes, Eurotiales, Aspergillaceae. The transcript has a single exon. The record is from RefSeq and is a predicted model, not a curated record. Bases 1 to 2499 code for a protein of 832 amino acids.